Molecule: messenger RNA, 576 nt
Organism: Naegleria fowleri
Lineage: Eukaryota; Heterolobosea; Eutetramitea; Acrasida; Naegleriidae
Exons: 1
Coding region: 1-576 (191 amino acids)
Source: RefSeq, a predicted model, not a curated record
AUGGCCCUCACGUCCAACACCUCUGUAAAACGAGAUUUAACUGAAGAAUUGCGAGGUGAAUUCUACUCGAGUACUUAUCGUAAAGUGUUCGUUCCUGCAAAAAUUCCUCUCUAUUACCGAAAAAGAGUUUGCAACAUUUUGUUCUCCAUCCAGGAAGGAUCCGGAUUCAAAAAGAAAACUUCACGCUUUGAUGUGUCAUUCAAUGGAGGAAUGAAUCAAAAUUAUCCUGUCACUGAAAACAAACAAAUGUCAAGUCGUAAUUUAGAAGAUGCGCAAUGGAUACCUAAAUUUGGACAGAAAUUAAUUAGAUUUCAAAAUAUAUUAAAUUUAGAACAUGGAGCUCAAGUGAAAAUAUUAUUUUUCACACCCAAUGAACAAACCAAUAGUGGAGAAGUGCAGUUGGGAAGAGUUUUGAUUGAUUUGUUUGAUAAAAAUGUAUUUAAUGAAAAUACGUCAAAAACCAAUGGUGACACGAUGGAAACAAGAGCUACCUAUGAUGUAUUGGAUUAUGAAAAUAAGGUAGUUGGAAGAGUGAGCGUGUAUAUUCAGGCAGAAAAUUUAAUCCAAAAGAAGUAA